CCAUUUAACAAGUAUGUAUGUUCAAAUAAUUUCGGUCUAGAAAACAAACCAAAUCACACCGAUUUUUGUAUUUAAUUGUGAUUUGUUUCCACUUAUACCGAUCUAGAGCACAUGGAUGGCAUCUUCAUCGUCUUAUUCUCACCCUGCACCCGCGCUUUCUUCUUCUCAGUCGUGUAAUUUUGAUGUAUUUCUUAGUUUUAGAGGAGAAGAUACCCGCAAGACUUUUGUAGAUCAUCUCUACUCGGCUCUUGUAGAUCGGAAAAUAUCUACUUACAAGGAUGAUGAAACACUUUCCCGAGGUGAAUCCAUCCGUCCUUCUCUCUUCGAGGCUAUCAAAGGAUCGCAGAUUGCUGUCGUUGUAUUCUCAGAAAAUUACGCAGACUCUUCCUGGUGUUUGGAAGAACUUGCAUAUAUUAUGAAAUGCAAGGAUAAGAGAGGGCUAACUGUUAUGCCCAUAUUUUAUGACGUGCUUCCCUCAGAAGUCAGGAAACAGAAAAGAAAAUUCGGGGAAGCAUUUGCCAAACAUGAGAUGGAGAACAUGGGCAAGGUUGAAUCAUGGAGAAAAGCACUUGUUGGUGCAAGUGAAAUUGCUGGAUGGGAACCCAAAAACAUUGCAAACGGGCAUGAAUCGAAAGCUAUCAAAGAAAUUGUUGAUGCAGUUUCAGAUAAGUUGUUUUCCUUAACUCCAGACGUUGAUGAAGACCUUGUUGGGAUGAAGGCUCGCUUGCAAGAACUAGAAGCACAAUUAAAACUUGGGUUAGAUGGUGUGCGAAUGGUUGGAAUAUGGGGAGUUGGGGGUAGUGGUAAAACUACUCUUGCAUCUUCUCUUUAUAUGAAAAUCUCUAGUAAUUUUAAAGGUCAUUGUAUUGUUGACAAUAUUCGAGAAGAAUCAACCAAACAUGGCUUAAAAACUCUCCAAGAAAAGGUUCUAUCAAGUCUUUUGAACACACAAAUAAAAUCAGAGAGUGUUGAAGUAGGAAAGCGCUUGAUAAGAAGUAGGUUAAGUCGUAGCAAAGUCUUAAUUCUUCUCGAUGAUGUCGAUGACAUUAAACAACUAGAUGCUUUAGCCGGAUCACAUUAUUGGUUUGGUAGUGGGAGCCGAAUAAUAAUUACUACAAGAGAUGAACAUUUGCUAAGAACCCACAAGGUAGACCAUGUGUCUCCUGUCACAUUAUUAUCACAUGAAGAGGCUAUUGUGCUUUUUACUAAACAUGCAUAUAACAAAAAUAGCCCUGUAUCAGAUUAUGAGAAACUUUCCUUACGUGUGGUUUCUUAUGCUGCUGGGCUCCCAUUAGCGCUCAAAGUUAUAGGUUCUUUUCUAUAUGACAAAAACGAGAAAGAGUGGAGGAGUACCUUGGCUAGAUUAAAAGAUAUACCAGAAACUGAAAUUUUGAAGCAACUCAAAAUUAGUUAUGAUGGGCUUAGGCCUACGGAGAAAGAAUUAUUUUUGGAUAUUGUGUGUUUCUAUAGGAGGACAAACAUUGAAGGAAUUGUUGAUGAUACUAUGGAUAUAUUUGAAGCUUGUGGUUAUUACCCUCAUGUAGGAAUAAAGGUGUUGAGACAAAAAGCUCUCAUCACUGUUGUGGAUAAUAGUCAUGGUGUUUGGUUUGAUAUGCAUGACUUGGUUCAAGAAAUGGGACAUUACAUUGUUAGAGGGGAACAUCCUAACAAUCCUGAAAAACAUAGUAGACUUUGGAAAAGUGAAGAAAUUGAAAACAUGUGUUUUGGGGAUAAAACAAUGGAAAAUGACGAGAUUAAAGGGAUAAGAUAUUUUAGUCGUUCUAGUUAUUCAUCACUCUUCUUUAAGAAUUUAUCAAACAUGAAGAAACUAAGGUGGCUAUAUGUAUAUCUAAGCCGUAAUGAAGUUGACAAUAUUGAAGGGCCUAAUAUUCUUUCAAAUGAGUUGCGAUAUAUUAGCUUUACAUAUUAUCCCAGAUGUCCAUUCCCAGAUGGUUGGAGACCAAUAAAGCUUGGUGUUUUGGAACUGUGUUGGAGCCUUCAAAAAGAACUUUGGAAGGGUUACAAGCUUCUACCACAUUUAAAAGUUCUUGUACUCCAAUGCAUGGAUAGUCUACUCAGCACACCAGAUUUUGAUGGGCUCCCAUGUCUUCAAAAGUUGAAACUUGAACUUUGUGAUGUGUUAAAAGAGAUUCACUCAUCACUUGGAAGACAUACAAGUAUUGAAGACAUAAGUAUAACAGGUUGUGAGCAGCUUAGAAUGUUUCCAACAAUUGUCCAGAUGGGAAAUCUGAAGACUCUUGAAAUCAACACAUGCCCCAAACUUUUAGAGUUCCCAGAGAUCAAAUCAAACAUGAAAAGCUUAGUCACGUUGUCUUUGAGUUGCAUGGGGAUAGACCUUCUGCUCUCAUCAAUUGGAGAAAGAUGUGCCAACCUUGUAUCGCUACGUCUGUGGCGUUGUUUCUUUUUAAAGAGCAUAGACGUCAACUUUUAUGGAUUGAAACAUUUGGAAGAUUUCACAUUAAAUGGAUUAGAUUAUAUGAAGAUGCCAGACGGUCUUCGUAUAUCUUUAAGACAUUGGUAUGGAAGUCGUCUUUCUAUUUGGUUGCAGUUUGUUUUCCCGCAGUUACGAAAGUUGGAUCUACGUGGGUGCGGUUUGAGAGAUGGAGAAAUCCCGUCUGGUAUUGGUGAGUUAUACAACUUACUAGAAUUAGAUCUAAGCGGGAAUGAUUUUACACGGUUACAUAUCAGCUUCUCGCAACUUACGCGACUCGAACUUCUCCGCUUGAAUGAUUGCAAUCAACUUGUUGAAUUGCCCAAGCUCCCAUCAGGUAUUGUUAUUCUUGAAGCAGACUCUUGCAAAUCACUUGCAACCGUUGGAGAUCUUUAUACAAAUUGUAAACGAUUAUGUCAUGUCUCAAUUAUGAAGGGUGUUCUAAUUGAAGGCGAGAGAUUACUAGAUUCCAUGCUUCAGGCAAAGACUAUUGAGAAUCAGAGUAUGUUUCUCUGUGUUGAAGGCCUUGGGAUUGCAAAGGAGUUUAUGCCUCCUCUUGUUAGAGGGGGAACAUGUAGAUUGAAACUUCCAAAGAAUUGGUGCAGUGACUUUUGUGGAUUUUUAAUGUGCGCUGUUGUAACAGCCGAGUUUUCUGAUUACCAUUCUUCUAUAGUGAUGAGUAUGGAUCAUAUGAUGAGUGGGGGUAUGUAUUAUGCAGAUGAUGUGAUUUGGGAGGAAGGUGAUAAUGAUAGAAUUACAAGUGUUUGGUAUGUUUCAUUUGCUUCGUUAAGACACACUGCAUGGUGGAAUGAGAUAUACCAAGAGGUUUUGUUUUCAAUACAUUUACAUGACUACGUGUGUAGUGGGGUUGGAGUUAGACUGGUCGCAAGGAAAAGCGGAUCAUAUGGUCUAACAGAAACAUCACCAACACAGGAGUAUGAAAUUUCUAAGUAUGCACCAAACUUCAAAAUUGGACAUGACUCACAAUAUGCUUUAGAGUGUGGGUUCUUGUUAUGGGAGGGAAUGCCGUUACUCUUUAGCCCUCUGCCUAAGGCAGACUGCCUUCAAUGAGAAAAAGAUGUUAAGGUUAUUGCAAUCCAUGCUUCAGGUCAUGAAUGUUCUUCCGUGGAUAAGUGUGGAGCACGUGAUCAGUGGGGGUAUACAAUUAUACAUUCCAAGGAAAAUGUGGGUUGAGAGCAGAGUGAUAGUAAUGGUGAUAAGUAAGUAUACAUGUGUCUGGUAUGUUUCAUUUGGUUCAUCGAGACACAUGGUAAUAUUUUGUAUUUUAUUGCUUUUAAAUGUGAGAAUAAACUUAUAAAUUGACAUUCUUAUCAAUGCAAAGUAUGUUACAGAUUUAAAUACCAUUA
Molecule: messenger RNA, 3819 nt
Organism: Helianthus annuus (common sunflower)
Lineage: Eukaryota; Viridiplantae; Streptophyta; Magnoliopsida; Asterales; Asteraceae
Product: TMV resistance protein N
Exons: 6
Coding region: 116-3523 (1135 amino acids)
Biological process (GO): defense response; signal transduction
Molecular function (GO): ATP hydrolysis activity; ADP binding
Source: RefSeq, a predicted model, not a curated record